Phragmites australis (common reed) is the source of this 3686-nucleotide messenger RNA. RefSeq names its product pentatricopeptide repeat-containing protein MRL1, chloroplastic-like. Lineage: Eukaryota; Viridiplantae; Streptophyta; Magnoliopsida; Poales; Poaceae. The transcript is spliced from 19 exons. Bases 104 to 3400 code for a protein of 1098 amino acids. Gene Ontology annotation, molecular function: protein binding. The record is from RefSeq and is a predicted model, not a curated record.
CGCCCAAAGCGACGUCCUCCGCACCACAACUCCUCGCAAACUCCGGAUAAAACUCAUCAUCCUCCUCCUAAACCUCGCUCGCUCCGUGGCUCCUCAAUCCCCCAUGGAGGCCUCCGCCUCCGCCCCCGACCCCGCCUCCGCGGCGCCCCGCGCGCUCCUCCCCCUGCUCACCUCACCCCCGCGCUUCAUCCACCUCCCCCCCCGCCCAUCCGCCCGCCGCAACGGCCGUGGCUGGAGCGGGGGUCUCCUGCUACGCCCGCCGCCCCUCCGGAGGCAGGACCCGGGCGCCCGCGCCCGCCGCACGACGAGCUGUUGCUGCUUGUCCAGCGGGAGCUCGGCGGACUUGCUGCAGGGCGGCGGCUCGCUGGUCGCCGCCGCGGCGCUCCUCGCCGCAUUGCAGGUGGUGUGGCUGCGGUGUUGCCGCGCGGGGCACGGCGGUUCCCCGGAGGUUUUACUUGAAGAUGACAAAAACUUUGUAAAUAAGGCCCUUGGUACAACAAAAGCAGUAUAUGAAAGUAAUUGUGCACCACAGACAACUCAUGAUAAUGGGUUUUCAGAGCUGUGUGUUUCUGGAAGAAUGAGUGUUGAUGAAAUGCAUUGCAAGGCUCAUAGUUUUUCAUGUGUAAAUACUGUACAUAAGGAAACGCAAGCUUAUUCUGUAAUUACUCCUUGGACAUCACUGGAUACAUCGGUAGAUAUUUCUAGACCAGAAGAAGUUUGUUUCUCAACUCCAACUGCAAAAACAAGUUAUAUCGAAAAGGUUACAAGUGCUCCUGCGAUGCCACAGUCUGUGUCAGAAGGACAAGAUAAAAGCAAGUAUUUCUCGAGCACAGUGGGCUGGGUUGUUGGACUCCCUCAUCAAUUUUUAUCUCUUUCGGGGCAAAAGGAAGUGAUUCAAAAUAGCCAAGGUCAUACUGAUAAGCCAAUGGAUAAAGAGGAUGCUAAUUUAGUUGGAUGCAGUCAGAGUGAUCAAGAGGAACAUCUUGAUUUGACAUCUCUUUCGUCCUUCAAAAGAAUAGCAGAAAAUCAUCGCAAUUUUGUUCCCCAGACCAGCAACAGCAAUUUGUUCGAACCAAGACACGCAAUUGAAUUUGCAAACUCAUAUGCAGGGGGCUCUUAUUUGCCAGCAGGGCAAUUCACUCCUGUUGCAUGCUUAAGGGAAGGUCCUCUUAGUAAACAAAAGAAAUCAGUGAAGGACCACGAUGGGGCAACAGUCAUUGGCUGGAGUAUUUCAAACAUACUAAACAAGGAGAAUCCAGAUAACUUCGCUACUGCAAAUAGAGGUGGAUUGAAUGGCACGAAGGAUAUACUAGAUUACUUGAAGCGAUACAAUAGUUUCCUAAUGGAUGGAAGGUUGAAAGACUGUGUGGAUUUGUUAGAAAUCAUGGAUCAGAAGGGAUUGCUUGAUAUGAAGAAGAUCCACCAUGCCAGCUUUUUUAGUGCGUGUAAGAAGCAAAGGGCUGUCUUGGAAGCUCUUCGCUUUUGCAGAUUGAUUGACAGCCCGAAAAUGAGCACUUUCAAUAUGCUUUUGUCCGUGUGUGCUAAUUCACAUGAUUUUGAUGGAGCACUCCAAGUGAUGGUUCUCCUAAAUGAAGCUGGGCUAAAACCUGAUUGUAAACUUUACACCACAUUGAUAUCAACUUGUGCAAAGUGUGGAAAAGUUGAUGCCAUGUUUGAGGUCUUCCACGAGAUGGUUAGUGCUGGUAUAGAGCCUAAUGUUAACACAUACAGUGCCCUAAUUGAUGGCUGUGGUAGAGCUGGACAAGUGGCCAAAGCAUUUGGUGCUUAUGGGAUCAUGAGUUCAAAGAAGGUGAAGCCAGAUCGAGUUGUCUUCAAUGCUUUGAUCAGUGCAUGCGGUGAAUCCGGAGCGGUGGCUCGGGCUUUUGAUGUUUUAUCAGAAAUGACAGCAGAAUCCUCAGAAUCCAAAGGAACCAAACCAAUUCUCCCUGAUCAUGUCACCGUUGGAGCGCUGAUGAAGACAUGUAUUCAGGCUGGCCAGACUGAUCGAGCUCGUGAGGUAUACAAAAUGCUUCAGGAGUAUGAUAUAAAGGGUACCCCAGAAGUUUACACAAUUGCAUUGAGAAGCUGUAGUUUGACUGCUGAUUUAGGGUUUGCAUUGAAGAUCUAUGAAGAUAUGAACAAGAUUGGAGUAAAACCUGAUGAGAUGUUUUUAAGUGCUCUAGUUGAUGUAGCUGGUCAUGCCAGAAGGGCGGAUGCUGCCUUUGAAAUAAUGAAAGAUGCAAGAGCAAAGGGCAUACAAGUUGGAACCAUGGCAUACAGUUCGUUGAUGGGUGCUUGCUGCAAUGCGAAGGACUGGAAAAAGGCACUGCAGCUAUAUGAGGAGAUUAAGUUGAUUAAGUUGAUCCCAACAGUUUCAACGUUGAAUGCUUUGAUCACCUCGCUGUGUGAUGCUGAUCAAGUUUCGAAGGCUGUUGAUGUGCUUAACGAGAUGAAUAGACUAGGAGUCCAUCCGAAUGAGAUAACAUAUUCUGUCUUACUUGUAGCUUGCGAAAGAAACGGUGAAGCCCAACAUGGUCUGGAUCUAUUUGAACAAUUAAAAAUAGAUGGUAUUCGUCUCAAUCCCACCAUUGUCGGUUGUCUUACCGGUUUAUGCCUACAAAUGUUUGACACUGAUCUUUCACUUGGAAAUAUUAUUGUCAAAUUCAACUUAGGGAAACCACAAAUUGACAGCAAAUGGACCUCCGCAGCAAUUAAGGUCUACCGUGAGGCAAUUUCCACUGGGCUAUUACCAUCAAGUGAUGUUUUAUCUCAAGUGUUGGGAUGUUUGAGGCUUCCUCAUGACAGUUCACUGAAAAACACUUUCAUUGAAAAUAUGGGACUAAGUUGUGAUAUUCCACAGCAUCCCAAUGUAAAUUCACUUUUUGAAGGAUUUGGGGAAUAUGAUAUCCGUGCUUUUUCUAUACUGGAGGUAGAAGCUGCUUCAUUAGGAGCAGUUGAAAGCAUUUCCAUGAAAGAUGCCCGAAUUGUUAUUGAUGCAAGAAAGUCAAAGAUCUACACAGCCGAGGUAUCUCUUCUUACAACAUUGAGGUCUUUGAAGCAUCGGCUCGCUGCAGGUGCAAGGUUACCAAAUGUGACAAUCUUAUUACCCACAGAAAAGAAACAAGUUGACUUUGAUGAAAGAGAGAAAAUGCUUAAACUUGCUGGACGAAUUGGUCAAGCAGUUGGUGCCCUUCUGAGGCGAUUAGGAAUUUCAUAUCAAGGUGAGGAGUCUCAUGGGAGGAUGAGGAUCGAUGGCCUCACCUUAAGAAGGUGGUUCAAUCCAAAAUUGAAGAGCACAUCCUCAACUGCAGCACCCGCUGACUUGCUUCCACUACCGUCGCGAUUAGCGAAAGGGAUAGCUGAUCAGCAACGCGAAAUCAGAAACCUUUCUCUUGAGUAGCACAUGACUAUGCAGCAGCAACCGAUCUCAAUAACUGUGUGACAAGAAGUUCAGGAUGGUAAAAUCUGUGAAGAGUUCGUUCAGAGGAAAGAAAUACACAACACACAAUUUGUAAAGAGAUUAUUCAAAGAAAAGAAAUACACGAUACAUCACACUUUUGUAAUUAGGCUGCAUAAGGGAUUUUAGUUUUUAGAAUAUGAAGCUUUUUUUUCCCUCUUACACGCCCUCUGUCGCACAAGAUGAUGAAUGAAUGUGCCUCCUAGCAUUGAGAAGCUUUAAGUUUCCA